AUGUCAGGCAUUCUAUCAUCAAAGACCAUUCUCACCGCGGGUGGCCUGCUCCUUCUCUAUGGCAUUUACCGACUGUUCCAGGUCGGGAAACGCGACCCACGACUACCACCAGGACCACCGACCGUGCCGAUUCUUGGAAAUAUGCUUGAGAUUCCCUCCACAGGCCUAGGCAAAAAGUUCAUGGAAUGGUCACAACAAUAUGGCAAAAUAUAUUCCCUCAAAGUUGGAUCAGGGACAAUCAUCGUUAUAUGCGAUCGCAAAGCGGUUCACGAAUUAAUCGAUAAGAAAGGCAGCAUCUACUCCGAUAGGCCGCCUAACAUCGUGCCACUCUUCAUCACUCGCGGCAACCAUAUGACAAUGGAAUGCCAGAGUCCUGGAUGGCGUGAAAAGCGAACGGUUGUAACAAGAAACCUUAACCCAAAGUCACUUGAUGAAAAGCAUUUUCGUGUUCAGGAAGCCGAAGCCGUCCUUUUAAUGAAUCGCUUAGCGACAGAACCAAAGAAAUUCUUCCCCUACGCCAGACUGUAUGCGUCCUCGGUUGCGGCUGUCCUGGCUUGGGGAUUCCGCGCCAAGAGCCUCGACUCCUUCUGGUUUAAAGAUGUCUCUGAAAUGAUUGAAGAGUGGCUCGAGGCGAUCGAACCUGGUGCCAACCCGCCAGUGGAUCUGAUUCCCGCUCUGUGGUACCUGCCCGGCAAGUGGAAGAAGCGUGCUUAUCGCAUGCGUGCGAAGAUGGACGCUAUCUGGGGCAAAGGGCGCGAGUUGGUCGAAGAGCGCCGGGCCCGAGGCGACAAGCGUGAAUGCAUGAUCGACAUGAAGCUGGAUGAGUAUAACAAGGGUGGCUGGCCAAUGAGUCAGCAUGGCUUCAACAACCUCUUUGGUGAAUUGAUGGAGGCUGGCGCUGAUACCACUGCGAAUCAGAUCCUCACUUUGAUCCUGGCUUUGGCUAAGAACCCCCAGAUUCAGGCUAAGGCCCGUGAAGAGAUCGAUGCGGUGUGUGGGGUUGAGCGAGCGCCGCUGUUCUCUGACUUUGAGAAGCUGCCUUAUAUUAACGCCAUUAUAAAGGAGGGUCUCCGAUGGCGACCAACAUCUGAUCUUGGUCUUCCCCACACUGUUACAAAAGAUGACUGGUACAAUGGCAUGUUAAUCCCUAAGGGAAGCACCAUUUUUGUUGGUGUAUGGGCCAUGCACCACGAUGAGAAAUACUAUCCGGACCACGAUACCUUCAACCCGGACCGAUUCCUGAAGCACACGAAGCUGGCAAAUGACUACGCAGUCGGACCUGACUACGAGAACCGAGAUAAGUACCAUAUUGAGCAUAAACAUAGAGCGUUCACUAACAGUUUUUCACAUCACUACGGCUACGGCGGUGGACGACGAAUUUGCCCCGGUAUUCACCUGGCUGAGCGUAGCAUGUGGCGUAUCACAGCCAAGUUACUGUGGGCCUUUGAGUUUGAGGAGCCUAUCGACCCUGAAACUGGCAAGGUCAAACCUUUGGAUACCAACGCGUACACUUCCGCCAACUUGGUAUGCCCACUCCCCUUCGAUGUACGAAUCAAGCUGCGCAGUCCAGAGCAUGGCGAGGUGAUUAAGCGGGAGUUGGCGAGCGCAGAGGAAUUCUUGUCUCAGUAUAACUAG
This is a messenger RNA of Penicillium pulvis, 1635 nucleotides long. RefSeq names its product cytochrome P450. NCBI's taxonomy places the organism in Eukaryota, Fungi, Ascomycota, Eurotiomycetes, Eurotiales, Aspergillaceae. The transcript has 6 exons. Gene Ontology annotation, molecular function: heme binding; oxidoreductase activity, acting on paired donors, with incorporation or reduction of molecular oxygen; iron ion binding. The coding region runs from base 1 to 1635 and encodes 544 amino acids. The record is from RefSeq and is a predicted model, not a curated record.